This is a messenger RNA of Cladocopium goreaui, 1653 nucleotides long. The record is from the annotation of a GenBank genome assembly. Lineage: Eukaryota; Dinophyceae; Suessiales; Symbiodiniaceae.
AUGGAGCCGGUUCAAGUCGGUGGCGGCAUACCCAAGGAAUCCAAGCACAAGUGGAUGGAGCCUCGCGUGCAGUCAGAGAAAGCCUCCCUGCGCCGAAGCCGCUUCACUGCAGGCUUUGCCUGCUGUGCGUUGGCAUUCUUGGCCACUCACUUCGGAGGUAGCCGACUUUUUGUUGCCUCUCCAGCGGAUAUAAUGGCUCGGACACAGGCCCGGUCACCUUCUCUAGUGAUUUGUGCCGCAGAACCGAAGCCUGGUGGUGCGCCUGUAGAGGUGGAAGAGGAGGCGGCACCUUCGAGUUUCAUGAAGGUGAAGAUUGGUAAAAAGGAGUACACCAUCAACGAGCAGGAUGACCGCAAGACCAGAAAGACCAAGUGGCUGCGGUCAUUGAAGGGCAAGUUUGUGUACCGCGGUCCAAAGCCAUACGAUCCAGACCGCUUUACCAAGGUUUCCAUGUCCACAACAUUGAUGCCGAAGCAAGCUUCCAACACCAAAAUCAUGAACCAGGUGAUUGAGGAGCUUCGGCGCAUCAGCGGCAAGCACCCCGUGGUGGUCAAGGCGAAGGUGAACAAUGCAAAGACCGGAUUGCGAAAGGGUGAUGCCUGUGGUGCAAAAGUGAGCUUGGAAGGCCAGCUGAUGCAUGACUUUCUGGCAAGGCUUAACACCAUCAUUCUUCCUCGUGUGCGAGACUUUGAAGGUUUGUUUCCAAAUUCCUUUGACAACAACGGAAACUACUGGUUCAGCGUGCCCACUCAGGAAGCUUUCAAAGAGCUCGAUGAGUUGGUGGAUUCGCGGGAGAUUGUCCAUGGCUUCCAGAUUGGCAUCCUCAACAACUGCUUCACACAGCCGGAUGCCUUGAAGCUGAUGAAGGACUUUGGCUUUCCAUUUGGUGAUCCACGUCCUGCCAGAGUGCGGGUUUCAUCGGACCCCUAUGCGAAGUUCAAGAAGCGCGCCAAGAAGGUCAGAAAGGGCCUCAAGAAGGCCGCCCUGGUGUGCUCAGGCACCGGUCGAGGAGGUGUGGUAGAGCCCGUGGACUUCAAAGCUACGUCCAGCUGUGCUCCUGGUCCUGAUCGGCUGUGCGAGAUGUUUGGCGCGGAUGCCUGGUGGCAUUCUCAGGGUCUUUUUGCUGAUUUAGGCUGUGAAUGUAUUGUAUGCAAAGGUCAGGACUACCAAAGCAUGAACUCUCGGAUGAGAUCCUGCUCCGAGAUGUUCAGCAUCAUCGGCAGCAGAGGUUUGUCGUAUUCGACCACCUUUUCAGCUCCCCGAAGUUUGAAUGUGGCCAAGUACUCUAGCAGCUCUAGCAAGCCACAAACAGAGGAAGCGACCACCACGACCACCGGUAGCCCUGCGACCGAAGCCGCGACGUCUGACCCUGAAGCAGAGCGGCAACGGCUCUCUGCCGAGCGUGUGGCUGCUUUGAAGGCAGCAGUAGAUGAGGGCGAUUUUGGUAAGAUCAUCUCUGCCCUUGGCCUCCCGCUUUGGCUCCUUCCCGUUGUGGAGAUUGUGAUUGCCGUCCUGGAGCUGGGACUGAUCUAUGCUGGGAUCAAGCUAUUGCCACCAGAGCUGGGAUCCCGAGGAUUGAUCCAUAUGGAUUUCCACUUGGCCUCGGUCCGCCAAAAAGACGACAAAGAUUGCAUGUCGACAAAUGUCUUUUAG